Messenger RNA from Mizuhopecten yessoensis (Yesso scallop), 5148 nucleotides. Its product is annotated as ubiquitin-conjugating enzyme E2-17 kDa. Bases 129 to 620 code for a protein of 163 amino acids. The transcript is spliced from 5 exons. Gene Ontology annotation, molecular function: ubiquitin conjugating enzyme activity. The record is from RefSeq and is a predicted model, not a curated record. Lineage: Eukaryota; Metazoa; Mollusca; Bivalvia; Pectinida; Pectinidae. Gene Ontology annotation, biological process: protein polyubiquitination; DNA repair; proteasome-mediated ubiquitin-dependent protein catabolic process. Gene Ontology annotation, cellular component: HULC complex.
CCCCGGAUGUAAACGUCACAGAUGGAGAGGUCAUAGUCACAUAAUAAACAUUCACCACUUUGUUGUUGAAAAGUACUUUGAUUGGGAGGAAUCUGUGAUUGUAUUUUCUCUAUUUUUUUAAAUCAGAAAUGUCAACACCAGCAAGGAGACGCCUCAUGCGGGAUUUCAAAAGAUUACAGGAAGACCCACCUGCUGGCGUAAGUGGUGCACCAACAGAUAAUAACAUUAUGUUAUGGAAUGCUGUUAUAUUUGGGCCUCAUGAUACACCUUUUGAAGAUGGAACCUUUAAAUUAACUGUAGAAUUCACAGAGGAAUAUCCUAAUAAACCACCAACAGUACGAUUUGUAUCAAAAAUGUUUCACCCAAAUGUCUAUGCAGAUGGCAGUAUAUGUUUAGAUAUUCUACAAAAUAGAUGGAGUCCAACAUAUGAUGCCUCUGCCAUAUUAACCUCUAUACAGUCUUUACUACAUGAUCCCAAUCCUAAUAGCCCUGCAAACAAUGAGGCUGCACAGUUGUAUCGAGAAAAUCGUCGGGAAUAUGAGAAAAAAGUUCAAUCUAUAGUUCAAGAAAGUUGGACGUCCGAUAGUGAAGAUGAGGAGGAACCUGAUAAGAAAUCAUAGCAUUUCAUGAAAAAUAUAAACAAAAACUUUAUUUGUGCAACUUACAAGCAUGUUCUCAACUUUGAGAAUCAUCAUGCCGAUUUCGGAGGCCUUUUCCCCCCUCCUUUUUUGAAGUUGAAAGUGGUUUUUGAGCAACUUGAACUGUUGGUUUGAAGGAAGGACAGUUUUUUGCUGACAGUUAAGAUUUUUCAUUUGAAUAAUAUGUGCACAUGUUAAUGUUUUUGAAAAAGAAAUUAGCAUGUCUUAUAGAUUAAACAAUAUAUUACAGAUUGGUGAUAUUUCCUUGCACUGCAUUAAAUAUUGUUGAGGAGAUCGUUUGUAUAAUAUCAAUAUCGCAGUAAACUUAAUACUUACAUAUAAUAUGGAUAUGUAGUUUUCUUUUUACAGUUAUUUUAUUUAUUGUUUUAUCUGCUUAACUUUUUUCAUUGUCUUGUUUUUGUGUUGUUUUUUCCAUUUGUUUGAAAAAUUGAUCAUGUAUUUACCAUGCAACAUUAGUAUAUAGAUGUCGUACAAGAGUUUUGAUGGAAAAAUUGUCAUUCCGUGAUGAAUUUUAUGUAUUACAUUUACAUUCAUGUCAUGGAAUUGCCAAAACAAAGAACCUGUGAUAAUGCAUACAGUUUACACGAUUCCAUAGUGUACAACUCUGAAAGAUGAUUUUCUCUGUCGAAAGUUUAGAUACAAAUACUGUAAUCAUCCUGAAAUAUUAUACCAAAUUUACAGAUAUAAAGACUUCAAACUUGAAUUAUUAAAAUUGACUUAUUCUCUGGAAUAAACUUUCUGAAAUUUAAGAUCCAGUAUAUUGACUUUAACAGAAUCUGAUAAAAAUACAGAUGUAUUGUAAAAUGUUUUGAUACAAAUUUGCAUCACACAAGUUUAUCAAGUAUAAUCUACAAGAAAAUGACCAAUUGAAAAAAAAAUAACACUCUCUGAAAUUAGAACCUGAAAUUAGAACCUGAAAGUAAAAACCUUCAAGUUUAUAUACUCUACAAUCUUUGACUUUGAUAAUGUUGCAUCGAUUUGGAUCGACGAAAAAGUAAGAGAAUGCGAUAACAAAUCUUACCAAGGGGAAAAAUUACCUUUAUUUCUGUUCCUUUCAGUCUUUGUUAGAUGAACCCAAUCCUAACAGUCCUGCAAAUAAUGUCGCGGCACAACUGUAUCGGGAAAACCGUCGUGAAUAUGAAAAGAGAGUUAAAGCAGUGGUCGAGGAAAGUUGGAUUUAUCUGGGGGAUUAAACACCUUCAUCGUCAUCACCUUUCUCAUCAUUUUCAUUUCACUUGUACCUUUGCCAUUUUGUGAUGUACAUGUUCUUGUCAUUUCAAAUUGUUUUGUGAAAUUCAUUGUUAAGAUUUGUUCGAGUUUCAGGAAGCUUGAAUAUUGUUGCAAAAUUAUAGUUAAUGGUUGGGAAAUGUUUCUGUGGCAAUUUCUUUACCUUUUGCAUAAGAUUUACCAAAUAUAUUAGUAAGAGGACUUCCAAAAGUGGAAGCAUAAAUAAUAUUGCUUAAAUUUGAAAAUGCUGCGUGAUGAAAAGUGUGCUUUAAUUGUGAUGAACAGUGUAUAGGUAUCGGAAGUAAGGUGUGUUAUUAUAUUUAAGUAAGUAUAUGUCUAGUUAUGCUAGAUUUACCAACUUUCUUAGCUUGUCAACCAAAGUCAAAGUUGAUGAGAAAUUAUUUCAAUGGAUUGAUUGUUGACCUAAUUAAGAAUGGCUUGUUACUAUAUAAAUUAGUGAAAAUCCACUACAGGGCUCAUUUUGUUGUUCAAACAGAACCUGCAUUUGUUUUAAGCCUUCUUGCACAUUGUGUUUUAAUCUGGAGUCUGUACAACAAGCAAAAUAUUUAAUAGGGCUGCAACGAAAUGCAUUCCUCAUGAUAUGAUACAAAUCGCGGUGUGAUGCUUUCAAUACGAUUUUUAUCACAAUACAAAUAUCUCCUUAAAGGUCAACUUCAUAAUGAUUGCGUGCAGAAUUUUGUCAAAGACUAAAAUAGUAAAUACAUGUACUAUUGAAAUAUAUUUUUGUAUAAUUUCUAGUACUUUUGGGUAUGACUGCACAGUGGACCACAUCUUUACUGAAGGAUUAAAAAAAUAUAAGUUCACUUUUUAGGAGUUUGAUAAAAAUUAUUGAUAAUUUAUGUACUGUUAGUCUAUCACGAUACAGGAAAACAAAACAAUUUGGUACGAAACACAAGAAAGUAUCGUGAUACAAUACAAUUUGGUAUAUUGUUGCAGCCCUAAAUUUAAGUGUUGCAUACGCUGCUAUUACUUAUCUGUAUUUGAUUGUAUACAUGUCCAAUGCCAACUGAUGUAUGUACUGAACAUCGGACUCUGGCAUUGUGCUUGGAUGUCCAAUAUCUACAAUUUGAUAUAAUCUACCUGUAUUGAUGUAUUAACACAUAUUUCAACAAAUUGGUUGCAGAUUGAAAUCUAAAAGGAGCACAUGUAUGUCAAUUUGUAAUACAUGUAAUAAAAUCAUGAUUUUGAUUAAUGUUUUUUUUUUAAUUACCCGUAGCAUCUGGUGUGGAUUUGAAGAGAAACCUCUUUGUAAGAGAAUGUAUGGUUAAAUUUCAUUUUAGAAAUAAUUCAGUUUCAUGUUUUUUUUUGUGCUGAAGUAAUUUUCCAAGAAUGCAGCCAAUUUAUAAUUAAUACGAGAUAUCAUUACAUUUCUACCUGUAAUAAAUGACAGAUUGAUAAUUUUGUUUUUUCUCCCCAGUUUUACAUGGAAAAAGACAAUCCAUUUUGACUAUUUCCUCAUUGUGUCACUACAGCAUACCGGUUUCCUAUUUCUGAAUCUCGGUCUCGGGUGGUCAUGAUUGCAUUAUUGCAAGAGUCCCAAAACGUAAGAUCAUUUGAUUGAGCUGUUGGGCCUUGGCAACAUGACAUGUUACAAAAGCUAUGAGCAUUGAUGUACAGUGUUUUCUUACAUUUUCACUCUUGUUCAUUGCUAGAUUUUUAGACUGGGAAGUUCCUUCUUUUUGAUGUUAUUGUAGAAAGAGGCUGGCCAAUUUUUGUGCUAGGUGCACUUAAAGUGUUGGAUUGUGAAAAUCCUUGUUUUUGUUUUAAUCUUGAGAUAUAUAACAAUAACUUUAGUAUAACAUGAUUUUGGUUAUUUGAAUUAAAUCGGUGCAAGAGAGAUGCUUUUUUUGUGUUUAUUUAUCAGUGUUUUCACUACUGUAUAACUUGAUAGACAUGUGUUUACACGGGAAGCGCUAUUGUAAAUGUAAGUCAUUUAGCAGCACCAGCCUUCACAUAGUUCUGUCAGAAGAACAAUAGAUAAACGAAAAUAAUUUGCAUAGCUUGUCAAAAACAAUGAAAUGCAUCCAAUUUUCUUGACUGUCAUGCAUAGAUUUGUCUAGUAGAAACAUUUGUUCUCCAAUUUUUCAUCUUGAUCACUGUAUUUUAUCAUAUAUUUACACUGCAUUUGUCUAGUUGACAUUUUGUUAAAAAAAUGCAUCUGCAUGAUUUUAAAGCAGUUUGUAGAUUCUGUUAUUCUGUGUGAAAUCUCCACAUUUUGUAUUUGAAAGAGAUAUUGAGAAUAGCAUAUGUAUGUUCACAGUAGACAUCAGACAAUGAUAUAUCAAGACAUUUCUAAACAGUAUUUUAUUCACUGGAUCUUUUCUUUAUUAUUGUCAGCAUUGUAAUUUUCUUUGUUAAGUUACCGUUAUCUACACAGGAAAAUCAAAGAACAAAGGUGAUAUAUGUGUAAAGAAACAUCUUCCUUCCUGAUCGGGUGACUGCCGUUGCACGUCAUGUAAAUGUAGUGGUAUGUAUAGCCAAUGUGUGGAUGUACAGACAUCUCUGUUUAUAACAGAAAGUAGCUUUUGCUAAUACUUGUUGUCUUGUCAUAUAUUCCGUCUUUUCGUAUAGCAGUUAUCUGCUCUUGUGAGUAGGUAUUGAUUGUUAUGUCAUUAGUUUGUGAGAGUAACAUCAUCAAUUUUUGAGAAAACAACGUAAUUUUCUCGCACACCAAUGACAUCACAAUCAAUACCUGCUCACAAGAGAAGGUAACUCUGCAAUAUGCAAAGGCAGAAUUGUAAACAGUAUGACAAGUGUACUACAUCAUAUUAUCAAAUGUAAACAAGUCACUGCCGACAAGUUCUAAGCCUGUGAAGUUUAAGUCCACCUCUAUUCUAAAUACCAGACAUUUAUAUUUGAAAGUCCUAUACGGAUCAGUAUAAUAAAUGUAUGUUAUACAGAUAAGAGCCUAGGUUACAGUUUAUCAAUGGGCAUGCUCGUUAUCCUGGAUUCUACUGAUGACGGGGUAUGAUGUUCCUACUGUCCUAUAAGUAGCAUGUCUGUAUGACAUACAUUAAGCUUAUAUAGGCAGAACAUUAUAGGUAAUGGUUCUGUGAUCUGAGAGUGUGAACUGAUUAGGCUUCCACUGUCCGGAUAUUACUAUGUAUUUGUAUAGUAAUUGCAUGUAUUAUUGGACAUGUUAUUGAUAACAAUCCACUCAAACUAAUCAUAUUGUAUCAACACAUUGUCUAGUGUGAUCAUUGUCAAAGUGCAAAAUGAAAUAAAUUUAUUUAAAUACUUA